Molecule: messenger RNA, 5376 nt
Organism: Xyrichtys novacula (pearly razorfish)
Lineage: Eukaryota; Metazoa; Chordata; Actinopteri; Labriformes; Labridae
Source: the annotation of a GenBank genome assembly
GUGAAUCCGAUUGAACGCACCAUCAGGAGUAAACUCACCAGUCCGGACGUUGGUAAAGUUGAAACUGUCAACAAACUGAAACAAGUCCUGUCAAUGUUCAUACACGCCUCGGACAGGCGUUAACUAGUUUUUAAUCAGGAAAGGUGAGUCUUUUCUGUUAGUAAGAGGACUCAAAGAUAUGUUUAGUGUCAGAGGAGUUUUUAAGGCUCCGGGCAGGCAUGGAAACGAGCGUCAUGUCCGCGCUGGACAGACCCGCAGCAGAGCUCACGGUCACGGAUGUGUACGACAUAGCGGCGGUGCUGGGACAGGAGUUUGAGCGGAUCAUAGACAAGUUCGGGUGCGAGUCUCUAGUCGGGGUGGUACCCAAAGUGGUGCGGGUCCUGGAGCUGCUGGAGGCCCUGGUGAGCCACGGAGCCGCCAGACAGGAGACCGAGGAGCUGCGGAGGGAGCUGGAGAGGCUGCGACAGGAGAGGAACGAGAGGUUCAACCAGGAGAGGAAACACCAGGAGGUCUGUCAGUGUGUGUUUACAUAGAGUAGGGGAGACCGGGGCUUGUUGUCACAUGGGUAAGUUGUCACAUUGCAAUUAUCUUUGCCACCAGAGGGCGCAACAAAAAGUGGAAUACUAGUUUUCUUCCUUUACAUGGUCAGGGGUCGUGUCCUGUCUGAGACGAGCACUGUCGCUACCUGAUUCGUCCCAGAUCUGUACUGCACAUGUGCAAAAUAUACGUCACUUCCUCUAGUAGCCGUCUUUGCGACAGCUCAGGAAUUCUUUGCCCCUCACGGUUUGCGACAGCUUCGUCACUUGUUCGACAGCUUCAGCAUCAGCGAGCUCGCUAGUCGCUACAGUCAGUCAGAAAGGGCGCUUCAGUUUAUCACAGCCCAUGCACCCAUCCCCAACAACAAGCCCCGGUCUCCCCUACUUGUUGACUUGACUAUGGUGCCAUGGUGAUGGAGAAACCAUUGUGUUCAGACACUUUUAUGUUUGAUUUUUUUGUUUUUAACAUUUAUGCUACGAUCAUCUGCUCAGGAGCUGGAGCUGGUGGAGGAUGUUUGGAGAGGAGAAGUUCAGGACCUGCUAUCUCAGAUCACAGAACUUCAGACAGAGAACAAGAAACUGUUAGUGAGCCUCUCACAGAAAGAGUCCCCCAUCACAGAGGAAGACCUACAGAAACAUGAGGGUUGGUGUUUGAUUGAAGCGUAUACUCGUCUCUAUUUGAGUGUAAAGUUGUUGUGAUGCCAGAAUUUUGACAAGUUAAUUCAAGUGAUUUGUGAACCAAUUUCUAUAUUGUUAUAGUAACACUGAUCUGAAAGACCUCUGCUGUACAUAACACAUAUAUUACCUUGUGUAAUCACGUGAGGUUGACCCCUUUCCUCUGAGUGCUCUCACGUUGACCUGAAAAGAAAGAGGGGCCGUAAGGAAGCUUGUAAAGGAGACUAUUUUUGAAGCAGGUUGAAAUACGGCUCUUGUGUGAGACGGACGGUGGCUGCAGCUAUACUUAGAGUCAGAGCUACAGUUUACACAAAUAUACACACACAAAGACACACUGCUUAUGAACAUAUACAUCAGCACGAAUGAGCACUGCAUGAUAUGUUUAUUCAGCUUACACACACCAGACGUACAUUUAAAUACAUGAAGACCUUUAAAGUCUGUAAAAGACCAUUUUAGAGUGUAUGCUAGAUUAAUCUAUGUCAUGCUUACUGGUCAUUGUAAAUACUUUACAGAACUUCUAUUUUAAUUUCCUACUUUGCAAUCAGCUGUUGCUUUGUGAAUGUUUGUUAGAGUCUGGUGUACAUCUAGGCUUAUACUUCAGUCAUAUAAAUGUCUACAAUUUGUACUGAACAACCUCUAAAACACUAAAAACUCAAGAUUUUUUUAACAGUACUGUGUCUCAUUUUAAAUUCAACAGAUGCUGUUAGUGUAAAAAAAUGUUUUCUGUCCUUUUUAUGACUUUUACAGGAAUGUCAGAGAAGGAGAGGCAGAUGAUGAAGAAGCUGAAGGACCUGGUGGAUAAACAGAGGGAUGAAAUCCGAGCUAAGGAUCAUGAGCUGACACUAAAAAAUGAGGAUGUUGAAGCGGUGAGGAUUUCCAACUUAAACAGUUCCCCUAAAAGCCCCUGACAAAUGAGUUUGAAGUUGUUUUCUCCCAGCGCAGUUUGUGAAGUUAUAAACUACAUUUUUAAACUGUAGCUCCAGCUGCAGCAGCAUCGGCUCAUACGGAUCAACCAGGAUCUUCGUCACAGGAUAGGAGUGUUGGAGUCUCAGGGGAAGGCUCUGAUCCAGCAGAGGGCAGAGCUGGAGGCUGCAGCUCAGGUCAGGCAGCAGGAGCUGGGGGCUCUGCAGCAGGAGGUGACAAGGCUGAGGAAGGAGCUCAGGGGGUGGGAGCUGGAGAGAGAAGUCGCCACCAUAGAGGAAGCCUCACUGGGUAGACCUGUGUUGUCGUCAUCUACAUCACCGCUGAGGGAGGUAAGAAAAAUGAAAUAACCAUGAUCAGGCGGUGAACCAUUGAAAGAUAUAAGUUCAAACAUGUUUAAGUCAUAAAAGUUGAUUUUUGUUUCCAAUCCAGUCCUCGACAGCAGCACCAUUAAACUCCGGUAAACCAAACUCAGUGUGGGAGGAGUGUGGAGGAGACCCCGACUUCCUUGCGAACUGUUUUGGGCAUGAAAGAAGUCCUUCUCCCCUCACCAAAUCCUCACAUGGGGACAGUAAGAAAGAGAAAAGCAAAGAAGAGGAAACAUCAGCGAUGUUACCGGUAAAGCCUUAACUCUUCCUUUGUCAUAGCAGACCCACUGUAAUGCUGUUUAUAAUACACACAAAGCAUUAUCACUCUAUCAUGCUGGUGUGUCCUUUGGACUUCACAGAAAACUGAAUAUAUUUAACUUUGGAAACAUUAUCAAAUGUUCCCUUUUUUCACUGUAGACUGCGUCAACUGCAGCAGAGCUAGAGGAGGAGACGGACAGCUCAGAGGAGGAAUCGGACAAACCUCGCUUCACCCUGCAGGAGCUGCGGGAUGUUCUGCAAGAGAGGAAUGAACUCAAAGCUGAAGUCUUUGUGCUGCAGGAGGAGCUGGCUUAUUACAGAAGGUACAGUCACUGAGAAAUAAAGAUUUGACUUCUGGGAAUUGUAUUUUUGACUGAUCCUAGUCACAGUUUCUUCUUCUAUAUUUCUCAGUGAGGAUACUGAGGAUGACUUUGACUCCUUUGUUUGUAAACUACCCGCUGCACCUUGUCCCACCUCCACCGAUCAACCUGAGUCAGGAAUAAAACGCCUGUGAGUAAAGGUUUCUUCAUAUUCUUGUCAUACUAGCAUUAAAAACUCUGCAUAUAUUUUGUCUAAUGUGAUGUAUUAGAGAUGAAUGUCUAUUGUGGCUCACUAAUACAGAUGCUGCUAUUGCUUUCUACAUUUUCCUUCUGCCGGCAUCUUAUUUUUCCACGUCUGUUAUCCUCUCUGAACAGGAUCUUCACAGCCAUAAUGCCGAUGGUGGCAGCUGGUCUGCUCGCAGAUGACCCUACACUGUUACCAAUCAGGAGACUUUAUUUUGUAUAAACUUUUAUGUGUAAGUUGAAAUUCUAUGUUUCAGUUGCUCUUUUUUUUAAAACAAACCAGCGUGGUCCUUUUAGAAACAAGUUCAAGUCAACAUAUAAAAGAAUGGUUUUGACAGGAGUGAUGAACUAUGAUGAAUGAAAGACUUCUGACAUCGCUGGUUUAUGCUUUGACAAUGCAUUUGGAAGCAUUUAAGCUACUUUGUUAAGAGCUUUAAAUGAGUUUAUGCUGCUAAAAACUAUAACGUGUGUGUUUUUAGACUCUUUGUUGAUCCAAACACUCAUAAACAGUCAUCGGUGGGUGCAUAACUUUAAACAGUAUAUAAUCUUAAAUAAGCUUUGCUUCAUUUGUUGUAAAGUUUUUGUUGUGUUCAGUAACUGGAAACUCAUUCUAUCUAAUGCUUGAUCAAAACUCUUAUCACUGUUAUCAUUCAUGUUUAUUAGACGCACCUGUCAGGUUGAAUAUAUCCUACAGUGUGAGCAGUGAUUUUUACAACUCUUACAACCCAAAGAGUGUGUCUUUUGUUGUUUAAAUGUCUCUGAUGUUGUUUUGUCGUUAAUCGUUUAAUAUCAAGCAUUUGGGUCCUGUUUUAAGGUGCUGUUGCUUUAUACUAAUAAUACUGAUAAAACAUCAUCUUAACCUUCUUCAAUUAUUGUCAUUAACCCCUAAAAUCUGAGGGGAUUUUUAUUUAUCUGGACAUUUAAUAAUUAACUUAAGGCUUUGUGUAUCAGUCACUUCUUUUGAUGUAGACUGCAACUUCUUUAAUUAAAUCUCCUGUGAGGAGUUUUUGAUAGGUCAUGAAACUCACUGAAAUGAACAGUGAUGUAUCUCUAUGAGGUUUUAAAGCUAAUGCAGUAUCUGCAUAGUCAUUUUUAAUGUCUGUAACUGCUAUGAGGAGGGAAAGGUAUGCUGAGGAAACAGCCUUAGUUUACUUUACCCACAGCAAAUAUUCACAGUGAGUGAUACAUUUUACAAUAUAAAGACAACAGAAGGAGUUUUUGUUGUGUUUGUGAAGUUGUUGUCUUUCUAAAAGACAAGGAAAUUAGAGUUUCCACUUUGUCCACUGGGGGCACCAAAGUCAACAAAGACAGAAAGUUCCUCAGGUGCUUAAGUCAAGGUUAAAAAAUUAAAUCACUGUGCUCGAAAUGGUUCUCAUAUAAGGGGACAGCUUUAAAAUAACCAACAACCAAAAAAAAUUUGAUAAAAGAGAAGUUUGAAAACACGUACAAUCGGUGUUGAUGUGAAGUUGCAUCUGUAAAAAAUCAGACACAGAGGUAUAUUGACUCAUAAAAUCAACUCAAGCUAAUACAGAAAGGUGUUUUUUGUUUUUGGUCUUAUUAUGAACCUCUUCCUAAUCUCUCUCUCUCUGUCCGAGGUCUAUUUUCAGGGGGGCGUGUUUUCAUUGAAGAUGCAGCCACAGGACUCCAGCAGCCAUUUAAGGCUGAGUAGAGGGAUUAGGGGAGAGAGAGGAGAGCGGUUAGAGGUUAGGUUUGGCUUGUGUCGGUUUUCCUCAGUUUAUUAGAUUUUUGUUUUCAGCUGUGUUUUAUUCUGCCAUCCUGCUCUACACCCUCUUUGCCCUCCGUUCAUCCUGUUGGUAGGGGAGUCUAAAACCUUACAAUAAGGUAUAAAAAUAAUAAUGCUAGAGUUUAUUUCUAUUCUUUGAAUGUUUAUUGCGUUAUUAUCAAAACAGCUGUGGCUUAAACUGUCAUACCAAAUGUUGAGGAAGUUCCAUUAAAGUGCUUUAAAUUAAUUUGUGGUCUUGAUGUGAUUAUAAUUUUUUUCUUUCAAUUCUUUUAACAGUAAGUUUGUAAAAGUCGAGUGAAAGAAAGGGGAGC